AUGAUCAACCCGGCCCCGGGUCCCGCCGCCGACCCCGCCGCGCCGGCCCCCGACGGCAGUCCUCCCGAGGCUGAGAGGAAGGAGGAGGCAGGCACUGCCGAGGCGAAGCCGGAUCCUGGGCGCACUCGGAGAGAGGAGCCGGAGGAAGAGGACGACGACGAGGACGAUCUCAAGGCCGUGGCCACCUCACUUGACGGCCGCUUCCUCAAGUUCGACAUCGAGCUGGGCCGCGGCUCCUUCAAGACCGUCUACAAGGGGCUGGACACGGAAACUUGGGUGGAGGUCGCCUGGUGCGAGCUGCAGGACCGGAAGCUCACCAAGCUGGAGCGGCAGCGGUUUAAGGAGGAGGCUGAGAUGCUGAAAGGCCUGCAGCACCCCAACAUCGUGCGUUUCUAUGACUUCUGGGAGUCCAGUGCUAAAGGGAAGCGGUGCAUCGUGCUGGUGACAGAACUGAUGACCUCGGGGACGCUGAAGACGUACCUGAAGCGGUUCAAGGUGAUGAAGCCCAAAGUCCUCCGCAGCUGGUGCCGGCAGAUCCUGAAAGGCCUGCUGUUUUUGCACACAAGGACGCCGCCCAUCAUCCACCGAGAUCUGAAAUGUGACAAUAUUUUUAUCACUGGACCAACCGGCUCUGUGAAGAUCGGUGACUUGGGCCUGGCCACCCUCAAAAGAGCAUCGUUCGCCAAAAGCGUGAUAGGUACCCCUGAGUUCAUGGCGCCCGAGAUGUAUGAGGAGCACUACGACGAGUCUGUGGACGUCUACGCCUUCGGGAUGUGCAUGCUGGAGAUGGCCACCUCAGAGUACCCCUACUCGGAGUGCCAGAACGCCGCCCAGAUCUACAGGAAGGUCACCUGUGGUAUCAAGCCAGCCAGCUUUGAGAAAGUGCAUGAUCCUGAGAUCAAGGAGAUUAUUGGGGAGUGUAUCUGUAAAAACAAAGAGGAAAGGUAUGAGAUCAAGGACCUCCUGAGCCAUGCCUUCUUUGCGGAGGACACAGGGGUCCGAGUGGAGCUGGCAGAGGAGGACCAUGGCCGCAAGUCCACCAUUGCCCUCCGGCUCUGGGUUGAAGACCCCAAGAAGCUGAAAGGGAAACCCAAGGACAACGGAGCCAUAGAGUUCACCUUCGAUCUAGAGAAGGAGACGCCUGAGGACGUGGCACAGGAAAUGACUGAAUCUGGAUUCUUCCAUGAGAGUGAUAUGAAGAUCGUGGCAAAGUCAAUCCGAGACCGGGUGGCACUGAUCCAGUGGCGGCGGGAGAGGAUCUGGCCUGCCCUGCAGCCCUCAGAGUCACAGGCCACCGAGAUCCCUGACAAAACCAGGGGCCCCCAGGUGCCACUGCAGGUCCAGGUGACAUACCACACGCAGGGCGGGCGUCCGGAGCCCGAGGAGCCUGAGGCCGACCAGCACCUCUUCCCACCCAAGCUCCCGGCAAGCGCCACAUCCCUCACGUCGGACAGCACCUUUGAUAGCGGCCAGGGCUCCACCGUGUACUCGGACUCCCAGAGCAGCCAGCAGAGCGUGGUGUACAGCUCCCUCCCGGACACCCUGCCCUGCAUCUAUAGCCCGCCCGUGAGCGAGGGGCCCGGCCUGCCCAGCAGUCUGCCUGCCCUGAGCACCUACCAGCAGCCCGCUACGCCUGGCCUGGCUGUGGGCUCUGGCCCACCCCCGCAGCAGCACUUCCCGGAACCAGCGAUGAGCUUCGCACCCCUGCUGCCACUGCCCAGUACCCCUGUGCCUGUGGGCUCGGGGCAGCCACCGCCCCCCAGCCAGCAGCCUCCGCCACUGGCCCGGCCAGCACCCCUGCAGCCAGUCCUGGCCCCGCAGCCCCUGGGCCCACUCCAGCCGGUGCCGCCGCACCUGCCUCCAUACCUGCCUCCAGCUGCUCAGGUGGCCCCCACACCACUGAAGCCCCUCCAGAUGCCACAGGUGCCCUUGCCACCACUUGCUCAAGUUCCAGCCUCUCAGAUGCCUCAGCUUCCCGUCAUUCCUCCCGUCACCCCUCUGGCAGGGGCUGACGGCCUCCCUCCAGCCCUCCCUGACUUACCAGCUGCCAGCCUGCCCCCCGUGCCGCCGCCGCCACCUCAGUAUUUCUCUCCGGCCAUGAUUUUGCCAAGCCUUCCCCUUAACCCCACCGCACCCUUACCCACCUCUCCGGCCCUGCCUUUGCAGGGGGUCAAGCUGCCCCAUGCCCCACUGCCCUCCCUGGCAGUACCCUGCCGGACCAUUGUGCCAAAUGCACCAGGCACCACUACCAACAUACCCCUGCUGGCCGUGGCCCCACAGGGCGUGGCUGCCUUGUCCAUCCACCCUGCUGUGGCCCAGCUGCCCCCACAGCCUGUGUACCCGGCUGCCUUCUCGCAUAUCGUGCCGAGUGAAGUGCCCCCUUCUCCCCAUCAUGCUCAAAACCUGCAGGUGGUCCCUCAGCAGCUGCAGCCCGCCCCACCCCACCCACAGCUGCCCACACUUCCUCAGCACCCCCAGCCAAGCAUCAGCCAUCUCUCCGAGCGGGCUGCUCCAGCUGCAGGGGCGGGGACCCAGGUCCUCUUGGGCCCCCCAGCCCCGUAUGCAGUGGACGCCACAGCCCUGGGCCCCUCUGUCCCCGGGCCGCCCACAACUGUCCUCUCCCCACCGCUGCUGGAGCUGCUGCCCCCGGUUGCUGGCCCGGAGCUCUUGCCGCAGCUGUCCAGCUCCCUGGCCUCCACGAUGGUGGCGACUGCGCAGAGCCUUCCCCCCAAGACCACUGCACUCCUGCCUUCUGCAACCCCACCGCCGCCCGCCGGGGCCCUGGUUGCUGCCCCCUGCCCCACCGUCCAGUUGACGGUGGAAUCAGUCCAAGAGGAGCAGGCGGUGCAGGACAAGCAGCCGGGCCUCCUGCAGAGCUGUGAGAGCUAUGGGGGCUCCGAUAUUACUUCUGGGAAGGAAAUGAGUGACAGCUGCGAAGUCACCCUUGGAGGUGGGAAGCUUGAAGUCAAGUCCUCUAAGAAGCACCACCGGAAGUCCACCCGUACUCGCUCCCGUCAAGAGAAAGCCAGCCGGCCCAAGCUGACCAUCCUGAACGUGUGCAACACAGGGGACAAGAUGGUGGAGUGCCAGUUGGAAACACAUAACCACAAGAUGGUGACGUUCAAGUUUGACCUGGACGGGGACGCCCCGGAUGAGAUCGCCACAUACAUGGUGGAGCAUGACUUCAUCCUGCAGACCGAGAAGGAGACGUUCAUCGAGCAGAUGAAAGACAUCAUGGACAAGGCAGAGGACAUGCUCAGUGAGGACACGGACGGAGACCGUGGCUCAGACCCUGGCACGAGCCCUCCACACCACGGCGCCUAUGGUGUGGACGCGGGAGAAGAAACCGGACACUCCCCAGCCAAUGCCCCAGUCUAUCAGCAGAAUGUCCUGCAUACUGGAAAGAGGUGGUUCAUCAUUUGUCCAGUAGCUGAAAACCCAGCGGCUGAGGUGCCUGAGCCUUCACCCCCACCCCUGGUCAGCUCCAUGCGAGCGGAUGCAAGCCAAGAUCCAACACCCUGUACAGACCAGCUGUCCUCAAAGGAACCACCCGGCCUCCUCGCUGGCCCACAGCUUCUGAGCCACCCCAGCUUCGGUGACCCCCACAGCAGGGCACUCGCCCCUUUAGUACCAUCCUCCCUGCCCAUGACUGACCUGCCCCAAGGCACAGUAGUGCCAGCAGCUACCACCAUGCCAGAGCCAGCAAUGGGGACUGCCAUCCAAGCAAGGGGUGCCAGGACCCCUCAGGGACCGGGCAGAGAGCAUGAGAUGCCCCUGGCACUCAUGGAGACUCUUGAUACCCAGCGUGCUGCACAGCCUCUUGGCACCAGCCAAGAGCCCUGUGCCCCACAUCUGGGGGAGCCAGCCUCAGCCUUGGAAGCUAGCGCUCAGGGGGAGCCCCUGCCAGCCCUGGUGUCUGAGCCCAGCCCUGCUGGCCUGGCCACCUCCCAGCUCCCCAGCCCCCCACUGGGGCCCGCUGCCCCCGCCCAGCCCCCUGUAGCCUUGGAGUCUGAUGGGGAAGGGCCGCCACCUAGGGUGGGCUUUGUGGACAACACCAUCAAGAGCCUGGAUGAGAAGUUGCGCACCCUGCUGUACCAGGAGCACGUCCCCACAUCCUCCGCCUCAGCAGGGACCCCCGUGGAGCUGGGCGACAGAGACUUCACCCUGGAGCCUCCCCACUCGGCACCAGCCGAUGUGCCUCCAGGGCCUGCCUUGCUGCCCCAGCCUGUGGCCACCCACAUGCACUUGCAGCAAGGACCAGAGCCAUCCCUCAGCAGCACCCUGGGCCCCGGCAGAUGGGCAGCGCUGGACCCAGCCACCACACCCGGCCCUCUGCAGGAUGCCAUGGCUUCAGCAGUCCCCACACAUUUGGAGCCCACAGGCCAGGCCAGAGGGACCCCCAGGGAGACCUCAGCCGAGUCCACACAGCGCUCCACAGGGAUGCUGGCCUCAGAGGGUAAGGCUGGCUGCCCUCGGAUGCACGGCUCCCUGGACUCAGGCUCCCCGCAGAAGCAGCCAGGGCAGCAGACCAGCAGCUCACCAGCCAGAACCGUGGGCCGCUUCUCGGUGGUCAGCAUGCAAGACGAGUGGACCCUGGCCUCGCCCCACAGCCUGCGCUACUCAGCCCCGCCUGACGUCUACCUGGACGCGCUACCUGCCAGUCCUGACAUGAAGCUGGCGGUGCGGCGUGUGCAGACGGCCUCCUCUAUCGAGGUUGGUGCCGGUGAGCCCGUAUCCAGCGACUCUGGGGACGAGAGCCCACGGAGGAGGCCCCCAGUGCAGAAGCAGGCCUCACUGCCCAGCAGCAGCAGUGUGGCCAGUGAUUUCGUCAAGAAGGCCACCGCCUUCCUGCAUAGGUCCUCAAGGACAGGCUCGCUGGGCCCAGACACGCCCAUCCGGCCCAGCAUCAAAGUCCCCACUAUCAGUGUCACCUCCUUCCACUCCCAGUCAUCCUACAUUAGCAGCGACAAUGACUCGGAGUUUGAGGAUGCAGACAUAAAGAAGGAGCUGCAGAGCCUGCGUGAGAAGCACCUGAAGGAGAUCUCAGAGCUGCAGACCCAGCAGAAGCAGGAGAUCGAGGCCCUGUACCGCCGCCUGGGCAAGCCACUGCCCCCCAACGUGGGCUUCUUCCACACAGCGCCCCCUACUGGCCGCCGGAGGAAAGCCAGUAAGAGCAAACUGAAGGCAGGGAAGCUGCUCAACCCCCUGGUACAGCAGCUCAAGGUCGUGGCAUCCAGCACAGGUCACUUGUCAGAAUGCAGCAGAGGCCCUCCUGCUAAGGACCCCACCCAAGGGGGAGCAGGGCUUGCUGCAGAAAGCCCAGCAGUGCCCCCGGCUCCAGACCCGUGUGGCAAGGCAGUCCACACCCAGCAGCCCUGCUCCGUGAGAGCCUCCCUGUCUUCCGACAUCUGCUCCGGCUUAGCCAGUGAUGGAGGCGGAGCGCAUGGCCAAGGGUCAGCCCUGAAACGUCUCUGCUUAGGCAAAGAGCACAGCAGUAGGUCCUCCACAAGCAGCCUGGUCCCGAGCCCCGAGCCAGGCCCUCAGCCCACCCUGCAAGUCCAGGCACAGGUGAACAACAGCAACAACAAGAAAGGCACCUUCACAGAUGACCUGCACAAGCUAGUGGAUGAGUGGGCUAGCAAGACGGUGGGCACCACGCAGCUGAAGCCGUCACUCAACCAGCUGAAGCAGACGCAGAAGCUGCAGGACAUGGAGGCCAAGGUGGGCCCGGCCCUGGCAGCUAUCGAUGUGCGGGCUGUGAGCACGCCUCAAGCAGGAGUGGGGAGGCCCUGCCUGACCCCAGGGCCAGGCCCUCUGUCCACCACAGUCGUCCCUGGAGCCGCCCUGGCCCUGCCCGUGUCCAUGCCAGAUUCUGAGAGGGAGAAGCCAGACUGA
Molecule: messenger RNA, 5895 nt
Organism: Trichechus manatus latirostris (Florida manatee)
Lineage: Eukaryota; Metazoa; Chordata; Mammalia; Sirenia; Trichechidae
Gene: WNK2
Product: WNK lysine deficient protein kinase 2
Exons: 29
Coding region: 1-5895 (1964 amino acids)
Biological process (GO): intracellular signal transduction; protein phosphorylation; positive regulation of potassium ion import across plasma membrane
Cellular component (GO): cytosol; cytoplasm
Molecular function (GO): potassium channel inhibitor activity; ATP binding; protein serine/threonine kinase activity
Source: RefSeq, a predicted model, not a curated record